Molecule: messenger RNA, 5858 nt
Organism: Passer domesticus (house sparrow)
Lineage: Eukaryota; Metazoa; Chordata; Aves; Passeriformes; Passeridae
Gene: SLC39A6
Product: solute carrier family 39 member 6
Exons: 10
Coding region: 478-2670 (730 amino acids)
Biological process (GO): zinc ion import across plasma membrane; intracellular monoatomic cation homeostasis
Cellular component (GO): plasma membrane
Molecular function (GO): zinc ion transmembrane transporter activity; monoatomic cation:bicarbonate symporter activity
Source: RefSeq, a predicted model, not a curated record
CCACCACCAACGCUGCCAGCCCUGAACGACUCGCGUUCUCUGGGAGGAAGAGACCUCUCUGACUCUCAUCCCUUCAACUCUUUGGGGAUUAUUCACAUCUAUCGCGAAACCCUAAAUCCAAACAUCGGUGUUUUCUGAAACAGGGAGCCUCUGGGCUCCAGCGCUCCUCCGGGGCCACCUCCUCCUUGCUACUGGCUCUGCCGCGGGCCCUGGCCGCGGACAGGAGCGGCGGGACCCCGGCCGGGCCGGCUCCGGGCGCGGCUCCGUCGAGGCCGCGGCCGCUCGGGCCCCACGUGAGGCGGCCCCGCCUCCCCCGGAGCCGCCGGGGCGGCCGCCGUACCCGGAAAAGGAAAGGGAAGGCAAGGCAAGGGAAGCGAAGGGGCGCGGCGCGGCCGGCGCGGGCGGGCAGUGGCGGUGGUGCGGCUGAGCCCGGCCCGGCGGCGGGAGAGAUUAUUUUCACUGUGAAAAGGAACUGCAAUGGAGAGUACGGUAUCGGUUAUUUUCCUUGUAUCGUUUUCCUUAUUGCUGUGUGAAAGUUAUCACCAUGGAGUGGAGACAGCCACUGUUGUGCAUACAUCAGAGAGAGCUUUUCCAGAAAAGACAGUGGGAGUUAAUACUGACUUGGCAGGACUAAUACAGAAGUUACACCUUCAAGAACUUUUUAAUCGUUACGGAGAAAACAACUCUCUGUCAAUUGAUGGGUUUAGAAAACUGCUACAGAACAUAGGUAUAGAUAAAAUGAAAAGGAUUAAAAUAAGCCACGAUCAUGACCACGAUCAUGACCAUGAUCACGACCAUGAUCAUGUCCACCAUCACGACCAUGAGCAUGACCAUCGCUCUCACCAUAAUCAUGUUUCACUGAGUAAAGGCUCUGAGAAGGCUGCUUGUCCAAACCACGACUCUGAUGCCAGCAAAGACCACAGGAGCAGCCACACGAAGGAGCCUCACAAAGCCGAGAGCGUGGAGCGGCAGCAGAACUUUGUGCGCGGCAAGAACGCGGUGCACGAGAUCACGGCUUCCGCCGGCGGCCGCGCCGAGCUCCAGAACGUGCAGCCCGGAGAAGCCAAGGCGGUUGUUCGAGUGGGAGCAGGUGGCCCUGGUGCCCUCAAUGUCACAGGGGGCCGCAAUGGCACCUGGCUGGGUGCCACCAAGGCAAACGAGUCCCGUGCUUCUCCGAAGGAGUUGGAGAGAGGGAGCUACCUCUAUUCUAAACUGAAAAAGCAAAGCACUCAAGAGUGCUCCAAUGCAUCCAAACUGAUGCAGUCUCAUGGAAUAGGCACUCAAGUAUUGUUGACUGCUACAGAAUUUAGUUAUCUCUGUCCAGCUCUUAUUAACCAGAUUGAUGGCAAGUACUGCAUAGUCCAUGCUACUAGUGAAAAAGCUGAAACUCCUCCAAAAAAUUUUUCUCUGCAAAUAGCUUGGAUUGGUGGCUUUAUAUCCAUCUCCGUCAUCAGCUUUCUUUCUUUGCUGGGUGUUAUAUUGGUACCACUGAUGAAUCGAGUAUUUUUCAAAUUUCUUCUGAGUUUCCUUGUGGCACUGGCUGUGGGGACCUUGAGUGGAGAUGCCUUCUUACACCUCCUUCCACAUUCUCAUGGAAACCAUCACCAUCACCACGAAAAGCCUCUGCUUGACCAAAAAAGUUCUAUGUACAAACAUCUUGUUUUUCAAAGUACAGAGGAGAAUGCUUACCUGGAUUCUACAUGGAAAGGACUUACAGCACUUGGAGGCUUGUACUUCAUGUUUCUAGUGGAGCAUUUGAUCACUUUAAUAAAACAAUUUAAAGACAAGAAGAAAAAGAAAAAAAAUGAAGAUGAUGGAGAAAGUAAGAAGUUUUCAGCAAAUGAAGAGAAGUUGGAUACAGAUGAUCGGCCUGAGGGCUAUCUAGGGACAGACUCUCAAGAUCCAUCAACCUUCAUUUCUCAGCAGCCAACUGUACAAGAGGAAGAAGAAGUGAUGAUAGCUCAUUCUCAUCAAGAGGAGGUUGACAACGAAUAUGUGUCCAGGGGCUGUAGAAACAAAUGCCAUUCUCACUUGCACGAUACUCUAGGACAGACAGAUCAUCUAAGUCACCAUCACCACGACUACCAUCACAUUCUGCACCACCAUCACCACCAGAACCAUCAUCCCCACAGUCACAGUCAGCGCUACUCGCGUGAAGAGCUGAAGGACGCAGGGAUAGCCACUCUGGCCUGGAUGGUGAUCAUGGGAGAUGGACUGCACAAUUUUAGUGAUGGCCUGGCAAUUGGAGCAGCCUUUACUGAAGGGCUAUCUAGUGGUUUAAGCACUUCUGUGGCUGUAUUUUGCCAUGAAUUACCUCAUGAGCUAGGAGAUUUUGCUGUCCUUCUAAAAGCUGGUAUGACUGUCAAGCAAGCUGUGCUUUAUAAUGCUCUGUCAGCUAUGCUGGCCUAUCUUGGUAUGGCGACUGGGAUCCUUAUUGGUCAUUAUGCAGACAACGUUUCAAUGUGGAUAUUUGCACUUACUGCUGGCUUGUUCAUGUAUGUGGCUCUUGUGGAUAUGGUACCUGAAAUGCUCCACAAUGAUGCCAGUGACCAUGGAUGUAGCCGGUGGGGAUACUUCCUGUUACAGAAUGCUGGGAUUCUCCUGGGGUUUGGAAUAAUGCUGCUUAUCUCAGUAUUUGAACAUAAGAUUGUAUUCAGCAUAAACUUGUAAUCCUGGUUACCAGGAACACACCUUGGUGUUAAAUUAUAAGUGAUAGGGUUUGUUUUCUAUUAAUUUCCUUAUUGGAAAGGUACAUUUGAUAUAGACUAGAUUUUUUGUUGGUGUGCUUUGUUGUUGUGUACUUCCUUCCCUUCUUGCCUGAUAGAAAGGAACACUGUAAAGUUUGGGGUUUGUUGGGGUUUUGUUUGUUUGUUUGUUUUUGUGUUGUUUUUUUUUACUUGGGAUUUAGCAUUGCUUAUGGUACUUGGAAGUGGUACUUAGUAAAACAUGGCCAAAUCUAUAUUAUUUUUAUUGUCUGUAUUAUUUGAGGGGUUAGGUUGUUUUUUUACUGAAUUUAUUUACUGUAUGUAAUUAUAUGUAAUGUUUUUUACUUCGGUGGUUUUGCUGGUUUAAAGAGGUAAAACAAAAGUGGUUUUUAUUUUAGCACAUUCAAAUCAGUGGAUACAAAGCACAGUGAGCAAAGUAAAACAAGAACAAGACAUGUAAUGGUUAGCAUGUGUUUAUUGGUAAAAACUCACCUCUUCUGCAUCCAGCUGGUUUAUACAGAAAGGCAGAUGAGUCCAUUCCAUUCUUUGUGGUGCUGCUGGUUCUCUCAGUGGCUUGUGGAUUCCUGCGUCUUAUUCCAGUUGGUUUCUACUCCAAACAAAUUGAUGUCAAACCAUGUUUUAAGUGUUUACAUCAAAUGUUUAACUUGUUUCAUCCAUUCUGAGUUGCUCUUCACUCGUUUCUCAAAUCAGCAACAAAAGUCCAGCUCUUAAAUUGCCAAAGCUUUAAGAAUUCCAUCCGAAAGACUUUAAAAGCAGUGCUGUAUCCCACUUACACUGCCUGAAGUGACAAAGGUGUAUUAAAGCCUGUUUGAUAUCAAGGAGGAGGAGUGCUACAGGCUGCGAUAAACAGUCAUUUCCUACAAAAGCUUCCUGAAGUAAAGUGUUGAUUUACUUUGGGAAAAUGAGCUGAGUGGGAGAGCUGCCUACUUCUAGUUCAGUGUGAUUGCACACAAACCUGUGCUACAUUUUUUUACAAAAACUAAAGCUGAGAAACCCAAAAUAAGAAAAUUUCUUUGGUAACAUACCUAGAGAAGCAAGGUGUUAAAGAUAAGUGUAUGCUUAAGUAUGUAGUUUAAGCCUACAAUCUUAAUAUGUUUAACCACCCUGAAUGUCACUGAAGGAAGAAGAUUGAAAAAAAACAAUAGCAAAAUAAAUUCUGCAUUAGCAGGGAAGGUGAACAUGUCAAAGUUCUUUAAUGAUGAAUAAAUAACAGGAUUAUGCUAUCUAACUAGCUAGCUGUAAAAAUCCCAGAAAUAAAACAAUUAGAACCUAUUUCUGAUCCACUGCUUCAAACCAUCAGCUGAAUAAAAAGCUUGAACAAGAUAAAUGUUUGAUAAUACUGUGUAUGACAGGUUAAAACAGUUUGUUGGUCUGUCAUACAAUGAAAGACCAUUCUAUCACCUCAGAAAUAGAUGUUUUCAAUUAAUGGAGAGGUUUGAGGAUCUUUUAGGAGUUGAGAAAUGGGUACCACAUGAGUUUUUGCAGCCAGUGGACUAUUAACUUCUCUUGCUUCAGCCUUUCCUCAGGUUAGCAAUAGUUGAUAUUUACUUUUUUGCUCACAGUGAUGAAAUCCUGUUCUGUGCCUCCUUGGAAGCCAGGGGUUGAGAAAGGUGUUCUUCCUUCAGCUCUCCUAAUGCAUCCCUGAGUCCUAGCGGGCUUUUUAUGGCUUGGGCAUGGUGUUUACCUGUGGUGUGGGAAAACUCCAUAAAUACAGUGCACUUCAGCCUGUGGGGCUUCCACCUUCUGCACCGCAAUCCUGGCUGCUACAGAAAUCAGGCAUCUCUGUAGUCCUGGGGCAUUUCAGACUUGGAUGAGCUCAGUUUGCUUUGAAUUUUUCACUGCUGGUCUCUGUUAGCCUACAGCCAUAAUAGCUGCCAGUUCAGCUGGAUUUCUCUUGUCUGGAUAUGACACAGGAAGGGGGCAGGCAGCCUACUGUUGUUCAAGAGAUUUUAAUAUUAAUGACUAAAUGAUGGCGAUAAAUCUACAAAUUAAAAUUUCCAUGUUUCCAGUGGGUUCUUGGCUGGCUUAUGAUGUACUUGACUGACAUUAAAAUAUCCACAUAUCAAAACCCAUUGCUAAUUUAGGAAUAAAGAAAAAUGAAUUGCCUUUAGAGCAUGUGGGCAGAAAUGUCUCUAUCCUGUACACAAACAUAUUCCACCCAGUCAGUGUUCUUUAGUCAUUGAUGGAGAAACAUCCAUGACAGGCAGCUGUGCAAACUGAUAACUGAGAAGGCUACAGACUAAAAAUUGCUGUAGUUUUGUAUCAGCAGAAUGACAAAAUGUUGGUUGUUCUUUCUGUUUGUUUUGAGUUGUUGUUUAUCUUGGUUGGCCUUACAAAGUAGAAUCUGCAUUUGUUGCAAUGUACUCGUGUUGGAAAUACUCAAGGUUUGCAAACUGGUGGGGCAGAGCCUCUAAGUAGCCCUUUAUUUUUAUGUGUCUAUCUUUCUGCAGCAGUUUUUAAUGUGCCUGGCUACUCUGGAUAAUAAAUGCAAGUGUCUGCUUUGUGUAUCUGUAGCAUAAUAAUGGUACAGACCGUAAUUUUUAUGCUGUUACAGCUGCCUUUAGUGCCUGUGCUAGAUGCAGGUAAACAGAAUAGGCAAACAAUGCUGGAAUCAAUUUUGGUUUGGGUUUUUUUCUGUAACAUAUUCUAAUGGUUUUGGCCUGUGUUUGUACAGAAGAGGUGUCAUGUUACUUUGGGCAGCAGGAGUCAGAGCAAAGGUGUGGAGGUUCUCCAAGUUCUCCCCUGCCUGGCCUGUAGGAUCAGGUGCUGGUACGGUUUCUCUGCAUCCUUUGUGCCUGAAUGUGAUGCCACGUGUGCUGUGGGAAUGCAACUCCUUUAUGUGCAUAAAAAUCACAGCCCAGGCUGUGAAUUCAAAGGGUAGAAUAGAAUUCACAGAGGCUCUCCUGCUGCCUGAACUGAGACACCAGUGCAGUUAAAAUCUCUUGUGGAAAAACUGGGUCGUUCUGUUUUCCACGAGCAGAGAACAAAAAGAUGUUUUAAUGGAAUAUGGGUUGUUUUUGUUUGUUUAGUUGGUUUUUUUAAUUUAAAGUACGUUUCUGGUGUGUGUAUAUAUGGUCACUGUAGCUGUUACUGUAUUGCUGUGUGCUAGAGAAAAUAAACCACUGAACUAAA